Tetranychus urticae (two-spotted spider mite) is the source of this 1540-nucleotide messenger RNA. RefSeq names its product cyclin Y (gene CycY). NCBI's taxonomy places the organism in Eukaryota, Metazoa, Arthropoda, Arachnida, Trombidiformes, Tetranychidae. Gene Ontology annotation, molecular function: protein kinase binding. The record is from RefSeq and is a predicted model, not a curated record. Gene Ontology annotation, biological process: regulation of cyclin-dependent protein serine/threonine kinase activity.
GAUAUUUACUCAUAAAUUGUUUAUUACACCAGAUUAUUUAAUUUAUUAGGAUUAAUCUUGUAUUAGUGAAUUGAAAAAAGCAAAUUGGAGCCAAAUUUUAUUGGAUCUCUUUCAGCAAAUCGGGUGGAAACCGGAUCCAGAUCUGUAUUGGAUUUGAUUCCCUUCUACAACUUUACGAUCCGUCAUAAUUCUGAUCAUUAACAGACAAGAUGGGCUGUAAGCUCUCUUGCUGUAAAUCUAACUCACCCAGAGUCUCAAGCAAACAAAGAAAAUUCCAAAGAAAAUUUCAUUUUGACCUGGGAAAUGAUCAUUAUCCUCACCAGAAGAUAGAAGAGGAGAUUUCAUCUACCAAUUUACAACAUAUCUCAGAACGUGAACAUCCAGAGGAUUUGGAAGGUGAUCCAUCUACUCAACCAUCCAUAGGACCUCUCUUUAUGCAAAGAUCCAGAAGUGAUAUAAGAUGUGUCAAAGAAAGGCGCAAAAGUCAGCUCAUUAUUUUAGAAUCUAGGCCUCUAAAAAAAUCAAGCUCUUGUUCAACAAUAUACUUGGACGAUAGCACGGUUAGUCAUCCUAAUUUAAAGAACACCAUUAAAUGUGUAACUCUCGCCAUAUAUUAUCAUAUAAAAAAUCGUACAUCUAAUAAUGUCUUGGAGAUUUUUGAUGAAAAAGUCCACCCUCUCUCAAAAGACUGUGUUAAUGAAGAUUAUCUCAAAGAACCGGAUGCAAGGAGUUUGUAUAGAUUUAUGCGAAACCUUUUUACUGCUGCUCAGUUAUCACCAGAAUGUGCCAUUAUAACACUUGUCUACCUCGAGAGGCUUUUAACCUACGCUGAGGUAGACAUUUUACCCUGUACAUGGAAAAGAAUCGUUCUUGGAGCAAUCUUGCUAGCAUCAAAAGUAUGGGACGAUCAAGCAAUUUGGAAUGUUGAUUAUUGUUUAAUUUUGAAAGAUGUAACUGUCGAAGACAUGAAUGAAUUGGAAAGGCAUUUUCUUCAAAUGCUUCAAUUUAAUAUUAAUGUUCCCUCAAGUGUAUAUGCUAAAUACUAUUUUGACCUGAGAACCUUAGCUGAUGAGAAUGAUCUCACUUUAACCAUGGAGCCUUUGAGUAAAGAGAGAGCUCAACGAUUAGAGGCAAUGUCUAAACUUUGUGAUAUUCAUAGAAAUGGUAUUCGGAGAUGGUCAAGUGCUGAAAAGAUAGCCCUGAAUCGUCGAAGCAAAGCCAUAAUUUCAUAGUAUUCUUAAUUUAUUAUAAUUUUUUACUGUCUUUUUUUUGUUUAACGAGAACGUUCAGCCUUUCUGUAAAUAAUGAUAAUUAUAAAAUAAUUGUAAUACUACAAGAUGCCUGUUUAAUAUAUUGGACGACACAACUCCAUCCAAGCCCAAACACGCAACUAUCAAGUCAAUUAUAAGACAAGCAGCAAAAUUAGCGCUAAAAAUCAUCUCAAUUUUGUUUUCAUCGUCUUUUUAUACAUAUUUGUAUACUUGUAAAUAACUACAAUUGGAAUAAACGAAAUGACUUGGAUCUUUCCAUUUAAAAGAAA